UGUUUUUUGUUCUUUCCUCAUAGAUCACGAUCUACCGUAAUAAUCAGACGAAGAAAUCGGCGCCCCCCACUGUCCGUGUCCAGAAACUCUCCCCAUCGCCGGCCCGCUGAUGUCUCUCAGGGAUGUGAGCGCCCCCUGGUGUCGGAAUCCUCGUCCUGCAGAGAUGGCGUUGUGUCCAUAACUACAUCUGAAGCUUGAAUCUUCUCGGCGCCAUUGUCCCGCGUUUUUUUCGCCUCGCGUGUUAAUGAGGCCUCCGAGUGAAUGUAAACGAUCGCCAUUGAUUGGGUAUUGGCGUAUGUUCCCCGCUGCUCAUCCCUGACUACCUAUCAUAGAGCUGAAUGGAUCCCUCUCUAUGACCCGACACCCUGACACCUCCCUAAGAACAAACCCGUCUGUUUCAUGAGGUGAACGCGGCAGUCUGGGAGGUUUUUUUACAUUCGUUUUUUUCUUCUUAUUGUAUCGUUGAUGGAAUCGUCACCCAUGUGAUCUCUACACAUCUCAAGCUUUCUUUUUUUUUUUUUUUUUUCUUUUUUUUAUCUUUCCAAAAAAAGAGCAAAAUGAGCACUUAAGUGGCACGUUUGUUCGAGGGAGCAGACUGGCAUGUAGAAACGGGGUCUUCGCCCUGCCUGUAUUUUUGAGGGGCCGACCCCUCCUCCUCCUCAGCCAAUCCUAUCUAAAGCCCCGCCCUUGGCCGUCCCACAAAACUGGAAGGAGGUGCUCAGACUGAGGCAGCCCCUGCCUUGGCCAUGAGGAUUAAUGCCUCCGUUCACUGCUAGACCUACAACCUAAAUGGCGCAGCAUGACUUUGUACCUGCUUGGCUUAGCUUCUCCACACCUCAGUCCUCCAAGUCCCCUGCAGGCAUUGUUGAGAAACAUGGCGAGCAUCUUCCCCGGGGCGAGGGGCGUCUGGGAGUGAGUCGCAGAAGACACAACUCUUCCGAUGGCUUCUUCAACAACGGACCCCUCCGCACCACAGGCGGAGACUCGUGGCACCAGCCGUCUCUUCUCCGCCAUGAUUCUGUGGACUCUGGGGUCUCUAAAGGCACCAACCAAUCGGGGUGGCACGGAGGAUCGCGGGAAAGGUCUGACAGCGCCUCGCAGAGAGGAGCAAAUGGGUGCGGCGGGACAAGCGCUUCCAGCCAUCGUCAUCGCAACGGCAACAACCUCUCUCGUAAGAAUGCUUCCAUGCAGGACAAGCAGUCGGCGGAGACCCGAGAGGAAAAGAACGCGGAUAAGAAAAAGCCGCAGUUUGAGGAGGAGGAUUUUCCAUCUUUGAAUCCUGAGCCUGGGAAGCAGAUCACCCCGAACAAGCAGACCGGAACCCCAACCGGAGUCUGGGAAAACCCUCCCAGCUCCAAACAGCCACUGAAGAUGCUGGUCAUCAAGAAGAUCUCCAAGGAGGAUCCGUCGGCUUUCUCUGCUGCUUUUGCUUCAACGGUACCUCACCUUUCCAAUGGGAACUGCAAGAGUAACCCCAGCGGGCCCAUCUACAAGAACCUUGUUUCCAAACCGGCAUCCGCCUCCUCCAAGCCUGGUCCCUGGAAGUCAAAUGGCUGGGAAUCCAAAUCUGGCUCCUUGUUUUUCAGCAGAGAUUCGGCUUUCACCAGCCCUGUAUUGGCCCCGGGGCCCGUGCUGACCUCCCCUAAAGAGGGCACAGCCAGUGUCACCCCACCACUGGAACUCAGCAUCUCGCGGCUUACACGCAUGACCCGCCGCGUUCCUGACAAGAAGAGCGAAUUUCUAAAGGCCUUGAAGGACGAGCAAGACGCGGACCAGACCGAGGACCGAGAGCGGGAAAAACUGGAAGAUGUGCAGAAUCGGAGCCCAGCCGAUCUAAACAAUGGAGACGGCGAGCACGUCGAGGAGAGCCGCCAUCUCAACGGCAUUUCCGACUCUCUAGAAGAGCAGCGCGGCCGGCUGUCUUAUUCACUGGAAGCAGAACACAGAUUACUGAAAGAGAUGGGCUGGCAGGAGUCUCCAGAGAAUGACGACGACUGCCUUCCACUCACAGAGGAGGAGCUGCAAGAGUUCCAGAUAAAAUCCCAGCAGCUGAAAAGACACGGCUUGGGACUGAACGGCUUCCUCCGACAACCCCGAAGAUGUGCUUUGUUUGCUUGGCGUAGCCCUCUGACCCCUGACCCCGGCUCAGAGACGGACUCCAGCAGCUCCGACACGUCAGACGACGAAUCGUGAAAAAACGCUUUAUUUCCCACGUGUUGGGGGAUGGGGCACCUCUUUCUUGUGAAGAUCGGUAAACCGGCCAAUGACGGCCGGAGGUGGAGUGAGGGGGCGUGGCUUGUCCUUUCUCUUCUUCCUAGGAGCACAAACCCGAUUUCUGCAGUUCAGAGACUCCGAGGAGAUUUUCUUUUUCUCAGUUUUUGUUUUUUCCUCAUUUUUUAUGGAGCUCGGCCUUCACAUCACUGCAGAUGGCAAAGCUUCGAUCAGCGAUCGAUUUAAAUCAGACUUAACCCACUAAAAAAAUGGGCCACUGUCGGGGAACCUUUUAAUCGCGGCGCUAGUUCUGGCGGGAUCUAUGGGAAUCAUUGUGAGGAGUUCUCUAAGCCUUGACAUUCAGGGUGGAUUGUAAAAUAAAAGGAGAUUUUGGGGGAAGAUUUCAGAAGAUUAUUUUGAUAACAUUAUUUACAGAAAUCUGGUUUCCUGUAUGUGAGGCGAUGGCGGCACAGCAGCGAAUAACCUGGAAAUAAAUAUUUUGCAUCAGUUUGCCAAAAAACA
Messenger RNA from Rana temporaria (common frog), 2733 nucleotides. It is a transcript of the gene GPBP1L1, whose product is annotated as GC-rich promoter binding protein 1 like 1. Gene Ontology annotation, cellular component: nucleus. Gene Ontology annotation, molecular function: RNA binding; DNA binding. Gene Ontology annotation, biological process: DNA-templated transcription; positive regulation of DNA-templated transcription. The transcript is spliced from 11 exons. Lineage: Eukaryota; Metazoa; Chordata; Amphibia; Anura; Ranidae. The coding region runs from base 790 to 2193 and encodes 467 amino acids. The record is from RefSeq and is a predicted model, not a curated record.